UUAUAAUCUGAUUUAGAAUCAAUAAUCAAAGACUUUAAAAGACAAUUCGACUAUCACUUGGCAUAUCAAUCUUAAUCAUUACUGCAUCACAACGACAUUCAAUAAAUUGACAAUCGAUUCAUAAUGAUUAAAUCUUUUUUAUUAUUUUCAAUCUAUAUCGGAUCAAUAUGGACGUUGCCCGUGUCCGAAUUGGCUGGCAUGCAUCAAAUGGACGAAGGAAUGAUCAACGUUGGUGAUAAUAAACCAACUAAUUUGACCAUUUGUAAGGAUAAAAAAGAUGGUGCAUUGAUCGGUGAUGAACAUGAUCGUACCUUAUUUUAUGAAUGCUCAAAUGGUUUGGCAUUUCCAUUUCAUUGUCCACCCGGUUUGAUUUUCGAUGACACACGUGGUACUUGUACAUUUGAUCCGGAUGCCUCAACAAAAAAACCACCAUAUCAUGGAAAUUCUAAAUUCAAUUGCACCGGUAAAGAGGAUGAUUUCUAUCCAGAUGAAAAGGAUGCAACAAAAUUUCAUGAAUGCGUAAAUGGUUAUCCAUAUGAUUUUGAAUGUCCACCAAACACCGUAUUCGAUGCAAAAAGAAAAGCCUGUGCAUUUCGUUCAGCUGAACAAUCGCUACAAGAAAACGAACAAUCUCAACCUCAGCCUCAAUCACAAGAACAACAUCGACAAGCUCGAGAUGUAACUGAAUCAACAACGACCGUAAUGACAGAACAAUCAACCGAUCAAUCUGUACGACGACAUCGACGUAAUGAUGAACAACAACAAAAACAUCACCAUCAAUUGGAAGAAAUUGCUAAAGAGAAAAAUAUUGAUCUUCAUAUUAUAGAAACAACUACACCGGAAAAUUUCGAUGUAUGGAUUGAUUAAAUUAUAAUUAUAUAAUGAAAUCAAAUGGAUUAUUCAUUCGAAAUAAUCAAUUUGAAAUCCAAUAAAAUUCUGAAUAAUAAGAAAAUGAA
Molecule: messenger RNA, 956 nt
Organism: Dermatophagoides pteronyssinus (European house dust mite)
Lineage: Eukaryota; Metazoa; Arthropoda; Arachnida; Sarcoptiformes; Pyroglyphidae
Cellular component (GO): extracellular region
Molecular function (GO): chitin binding
Source: RefSeq, a predicted model, not a curated record